Molecule: messenger RNA, 5356 nt
Organism: Gavialis gangeticus (Gharial)
Lineage: Eukaryota; Metazoa; Chordata; Crocodylia; Gavialidae
Gene: CTDSPL
Product: CTD small phosphatase like
Exons: 8
Coding region: 13-840 (275 amino acids)
Molecular function (GO): RNA polymerase II CTD heptapeptide repeat phosphatase activity
Source: RefSeq, a predicted model, not a curated record
CCCUCCGUUUCCAUGGACAACCCGUCCGUGAUCACCCAGGUGACCAACCCCAAAGAGGAGGAGAUCCUGUCCUGCGCCCAUGAGAAAGUGUCCCAAUGUAAUAUCAGUUUGAAGAAACAGAGGAGUCGAAGUAUCUUUAGCACCUUAUUCUGCUGCUUUCGUGAUUACAAUGUCGAACCACCAUCAAGCAACAGCACCGGUACUCUCCCACCAUUGGUGGAGGAGAAUGGGGGACUUCAGAAGGGUGACCAGAUGCAGGUCAUUCCAAUCCCAAGUCCACCAGCUAAAUACCUCCUGCCAGAAUUGACAGCAUUGGACUAUGGGAAGAAAUGUGUGGUCAUUGAUUUAGAUGAAACAUUAGUGCACAGCUCAUUUAAGCCAAUUAACAACGCGGAUUUCAUUGUCCCUGUUGAAAUUGAUGGAACCAUACAUCAGGUUUAUGUAUUGAAACGACCGCAUGUGGAUGAGUUUCUCCAGAGAAUGGGAGAACUCUUUGAAUGUGUACUCUUCACAGCCAGUCUAGCCAAGUAUGCAGACCCAGUAGCAGACUUGCUGGACCGCUGGGGUGUAUUCAGGGCCAGACUCUUCAGGGAAUCCUGUGUUUUCCACAGAGGAAAUUAUGUGAAGGAUCUGAGUCGACUGGGACGUGAGCUGAGUAAAGUUAUUAUAGUAGAUAAUUCUCCUGCAUCUUAUAUCUUCCAUCCUGAAAAUGCAGUGCCUGUGCAGUCCUGGUUUGAUGACAUGACAGACACAGAACUGCUAGAUCUUAUUCCUUUCUUUGAAGGACUAAGCAAAGAAGAAGAAGUUUACAGUAUGCUUCACAAACUUUGCAACAGGUAGCCCUUAACUCUGACUGCUGCUGCUAGGUUGCAGUUGCUACGGGCCGUAGCCAUCUUUCACAGCUCUUUCAAAUGUAAGCUCUGGGGAGGCCUCUCCUGUCAGAAGUGCUACUCUUGAUCUUCCUGUUACAUUGUACACGAAGGACAAUCAUGAGUGAUGCUAUUAAGCCUUCAGAAACCUGACUCCUAAGGUCAUGUGUUCAGACUACUUUUUUUAGGAAAAAAAAGAAAAAAAAGAAGCUAUUUUAAAUGGGACUCUUUUAAUGAAUUUCAUAAAUGGACACAUUUUACUGGAUCAGCUUUUCUUAAAACAUGCCAAAAAGAAGCUUGUAUUUCAGCAGUCGAAUUUCUCUCCCUUCCCCCUCCCACUAUGCAGACAGUUUUACCCCCUGCUUAGAGCAGUUGACCUGACUCUGAAUUCUUUUCUUACAGAAUGAAGUGCCUUUUUGAAUGUUAUUUUAAGAUAAAAAAAAAAAAAAAUCAUUUUUGUAUAAGGUGUAUUUCCAGACAUCUUUUAGUCUUGUAUUGUCUAAAAUGCUUUAAAAGGAAAAAGGAAAAAAACAAUUAUAGAGCACUGUAAUAUAUGGUAACAAAGGAAAAAAGCUGAAACCAAGAUGCUGGGUUCCUGUCUCCACGCUGAAGUUGAGUUGUAUUACACUUUGUCAUGCUUGGAAGGUCUAGGAGCUUGUGUGAGGGGGUAACUUUGGUUACAUGUUUGUUGGCAUGGUUUUACUCCUUUUGGGCACCAUUUGAACAUAUCUGCAGUUGUUUGUGUUGGGAAUCGAUGGGGUUGGGGGAAAAUAUGGUGGCAAGUUAGAUCUGGAGUACCUUUUAUUCUAGACAGACCAAGUUCUACUGUCUCUGCUUACGCACAACUGCCAUGCCUCUCUCUUUUGAUCACCACAAUGAGAAACCGUUUAUCUCAGGAGGGAAGGUAAAGAUCUAUUUAUUAAUCUAAAAUUGUUAUCUUACAGAACCCAUUUGGGUAAGCUGGAUCUGUAUUGAGCUGUUCAGAGUAUUUUUUUUUUUUUUUUUCUCCUUGCUGCUACUGUAUACUCACCAAAUGGAGUUGACCAUCGGCUGUUAUACUGUUCUUUGCCGCUGUGCCUGUGCCAUGAAAACAUUUUGCUAUAAGCUGCAAACUUGGGCAAUAAAUGAAAAGCAGGUCCUAUUAUCCAUCCUCAUGUAUUAAAUCUGGGGUAUCUGAUAUGGCAGAUAGCUCUGAUAAAGGUGACCUGCAAGGGAUUUAAAAUUUAAACAGUAUUGCAUUUGCAUCCCUUUUUUGUUCUUUUAUGAUAUAUGUGAGUAUAUGUCAUAAAAAAGCAAUGAUCAAUUUUCAGACUAGAUUUUUUUUCCUUUUUUUUUUCUUUUUCCUAUGAAAAUGUAAGGAAUGUCAACUUUUUUUCCCACUGAAACCAGGAAAACUUACUGAGGAUCCCAUAUGCCUAUUGGGAACAAUAUCCUCUUGCUGAAAGGGCUGGAGGUGUUAUUCACACAGAAUUUUACUCUUACAUAUUCCUUAGGUAAUGGAGUCAAAUAAUUGUUAAGCUAGACUUUGAUAUUGUUUUUAACAUUCUAAAAAUACCCCUUUCUCAGUCUACUUGACUGUCACCCUUUUGUGGUGUUUUAAGCACACUCAUGUUCCAUUCAUUCAGAUUAGACGAAGCCUGAAUUUCUAAUGUAAAAUGUAUGCUUUUUUAACCCUUUCAGGUACUUUGAGGCAAAAAAGCAUGAUCCUUUUUUCCUUUCCAGUGUCAUCUUCUAACCAUUUUUGCACCAGUAGAAAUAUUCAGUCAUACAAAUUAUAGCCAUAUUUGGCAGACAUCACGGUUAAACUGAAUAGUUGGUGCUUUAAUAGCCUACUGUCAAAUACAGAGUGGUCGAUACUGUUUGCCUUUUUCCUGGUAUGGCCAGUAGGAGUUACAAGAAACUGACCUGGAUUGUAGUCCUUGACUAAAACAUUUACUAAGCAGCUUAAUAAAUUCAUCCAGAAAAGGGUAGGCCGGCCUAUGUAGGCUUGGAAUAGAUUAUCACAGGUGCAGGAUGACCGAGAGGAGACUUGUCUGCUUGCAGCGCAGCUCUGCACUGAGUACUUGCCAUGUGUGGUAGUGAGGGAAUUCAAAGCAGUAUCAUGACAUUUGUGAGUCUGUACAGCAACACCUUUUUGUUCUUUCUCUCUAUUGCCAUUACCCUAGUACUGUAUAUUUCUGUGCCAGGACAAAAGAUAAGUUCUGACAACUUAGAGGAAAAAAAAUCUAGAUUGUUUAAAAGGACGUAUGGAUUCUGGUUAGUCCAUUAAGUUUUGCAUUCGAUCUAAGAUUCUUUAAUUUUGUAUUUGAAUACAGAGUAACGAAAUCAUAAACUGCCAAAAAGUUGUUCUCUGAGCAGUAUUUUUAACUGUAUUUAUGGUCUCCAUGCUCCAAAUACAGUCUGCAGGGAAGUAUUCAGGUUGUAUUUUAUUGUGCAGGUAUGAUAGGAAUGGAUAAAAAAAAAAAAAUUAAAGAUUUCUUUUUUCACUAGCAUUAGACCAAACAAUCUUCUAACUACCAAUUAAGACAGUGCAUAACCCCUUUGAGACAUUACCAUUUUGACAGUUGUAAUCUGUUGUACAUAACACAAACCAUGUUAUUUCAUGUUGAUAAAAGCAGCGAUUUCAUGAACCAGUUGCCUUAACGUCUGUGAAUGAAUGUUGAUAUUAAAGUGUCUUGUAUUGUUUUGAAAUCCACAUGUAAUGGACAACUGAACUUCUGUUUCAACGUCUGGAAGAACCAUUUUAAUGACAUUCUGUAUGAUUAUUAUCUUUGUGUUUCUGUGUAGUUUAAAUACGGUUUUGGGCUUUUGAAAUCCACAAAAUUCCAGAAGAAUAGCGUUUUAAAUUUAAAAUAAAUAAAGCAUACAAAAUAAUACUCAGAUGCAAAAUAAGGGAUAACACUUAGAAAUAUAUCUCAUCUCUGUUAAUAUUUUAAGUGCAUUUUGUAUAUGGUUUCUGUUGCAAGUUUCUAAUCAUGAUAACUUUCACUCUAGAAGGAGGACGUUUUGGGAUAGUCCGUGAUUCCUGCCGGCAACAAAGUGGGAGUCUUCUCUCUGAUCAAGUUUUGGGUUUCCUUUAGUUUUUGAAUUUUUUUUAAAUACAUGAGCAGCUAUCAUAUAUAUACACCUUUUAUGGCACUUUAUUUUGCCACACUUAAAAAUGUCAGGCUUUUUAUAAGCUUGUUUUGAUUUCUAUAUCCUAUAUAUUUAUAGCACCUAGAUUUUAACAAAGCAAUAUAGUCUAAGCAGAAAGCCAGAAAAUGAGUGGAAUGUUUGUACAAAUUACAAUACGGGUAUUUGGUUUUACUUUAAAUAUGAGAUUUUGGAAAUCAAAAAAGGAAAUCAGAUCAUUUCCCAGUGCUCUUCCAUAUUUAUAGAUGCAGUUAAUGUGUCACCAGGGCUGUUAUAAACCUUGGUUUUCAAUUAUAAUUCCCAGGUAUUAUCACAAAACUACUUUAAAAAACAACAGCAGCAAAAGCUUUCCCAGCAGAUCAUUCUUUUCAGCUAAAUAAAGGCUGCCUGACCUGAAGUUCUGUUGUCCUUUCUAUGUUGGGUUAAAAAAAAGGGUUUUUGCCUGUAUAGGUAUUUUUAAAUUAAGCUGUAAGGCAGAAUGCCUUAGAUUCUUGAAAUUCAAUUGAAGUGUUACAAUUAAAUUGCCAUUUGUAAACUAGGGCUGUGCGCAGAAUUUGUUACACAUCAGGAGGUAUGGCAGGGUUUUUGAUGAAAGAUUUUAACACGUACAAUGUAGCUGUGUUCAUUUAGGUAGGUUGGGGGUGGAGAGGGAUCCUGUCUCGUUUUGCCCUUUUAAUAUAUAUAAAUAUAUAUAUAUUUUUAAACAGCAAAGUUAUCCAUGGAAGAAACCUGUCACAUGAAGAAUUUGGUUAUCAGUGUGUGCAAUCACUUGACCACAGCAUGAUUUUGAAUAGAGUGGUUGGGGACAAUAAAAUAUCUAAAUGACACUGGCUUGUACCGGCAUUGCAGCUUUGAAAUUUCAAUGUAAAAAGUCUGUAGCUAUAUAAUUGACAAACACGAUCCUGUUUUACAGAUUCUUUUUACUAAUAAAACACAGAACCGCACAGCCCUAUUGUAAAAUAAAAACAAGUUUGUGCCUCUGAUUUCAAAGGUGCUGUGAUGUAUGCCUUUGUGUGGAAAGCAGGGCAGGUAAGGCUUGGGAAGGGGAAUUGCUUGGGCUAACUAUGCAAAAUGAGCUGUCAGGUUUCUCUUCGUAUUUUCUUGUAAAACUCCAGCUGUCUGGUUUUGUUAAAAAUCUACUGGGAAUUUAUUAACAAAGGAAUAAGCAAUGGACAUAUUGCUUGUUUUAAAAAAAAAAGAAUGGGAGCUGUUUACACUUUAAUGCAUUGAACAAUCCAGCAAUACUUGAGAAACACUACAUAUACCGUGUGAGUGUUUUGAGGAGAGAGAAGUGUUGUCAAUCAGGUAUUGAAUGGUUUCUUUACUGUCACAAAUAAAAUUUUUUUAACAAUUUA